Molecule: messenger RNA, 1059 nt
Organism: Neoarthrinium moseri
Lineage: Eukaryota; Fungi; Ascomycota; Sordariomycetes; Amphisphaeriales; Apiosporaceae
Exons: 4
Coding region: 1-1059 (352 amino acids)
Molecular function (GO): hydrolase activity, acting on ester bonds
Source: RefSeq, a predicted model, not a curated record
AUGCUUCUCCUUCAAUUGCUUGCGACGGCUGCUGCUGUUGUUGCUACGUCUUGUGGCAAGAGUCAACUGAAAAGUGUCGACAACGUCGUAUCAUUCGGUGACAGCUACACUGAUGAGGGCCGAUUGUCUGCGUACUUCGCCAACAACGGCAGCGCACCGCCACCGGCUACCAAUACAGCCGGCUCAAACUUCACUGCGAGCGGAGGCUAUGCCUGGGGCCAUUUUGCUACACAGCUGUUGGGCGCAAAGUACUAUGAUUAUGCCGUGAGCGGCGCUUUCUGUUCCAACGAAAUCUUUUCUCGCUAUCUCGCUGGAAUCAACCGCAGCUUCCCGUCGGUUCUGGAGGACGAAAUACCCUCUUUCCUAGAGGACGUAGCAUAUGUCGACCCUGCUGCGGGCACUAACACGUUCUAUCCGAACCGACAGUCUGACAACACCGUCUACGCUCUCUGGAUUGGGACCAAUGAUCUGGGGACAAAUGCUUUCCUCACAGACUCCCAGAAAUCUGGAUUGACCAUCACGAACUUUGUCGAGUGUAUUUGGGAUGUUUUCGAUGCCAUCUACAAGACUGGAGGCCGCCACUUCGUGCUCUUGAAUGAGGCUCCCCUGGAAUACUCGCCCCUCUACGCAGCUCCGCAAAAUUCGGGAGUUGGCGACGACCACUACUGGACUGAUAAGACAACCUACAAUAUGACCGAGUACGAGCAAAAGAUGAAGGAGUACACAACUAGCGUGAACACGAUGUUUGACUAUGGUGUGCCAGUACAAGUGAAAAUCAAAUCAAGGUGGCCCGACGCCUCGGUGGCCAUCUUCAACGUGCAUCAGCUCAUCCUUGACAUCCGCAGUGAGCCCGAGAAGUACCUAGACGCCCCAGCUAAUGUUACCGGGUUCUAUAACCACUGUGCUCUGGACGGUUCAAAUUGCAUAACCUCUGAAAACCCACUUUCUUCAUUCUUGUGGUAUGACGAGCUACACCCAUCAGAAAGAACAGACGAGAUCAUUGGCAAAGAGUUCGCAAAAUUAGUGUCUGGUAACUCAUCGUAUGCCACUUAUUGGUGA